AUGCAACGUUAUUCGGCAGUUGUUGCCAGAAACUACCUGGUGCGGGCGUUUUUGGACAGCAAGAACAUGAAACCUGGGGACAAGUUGUUGGAGGAGAUUGAAGGAGCGAUUCGUAAUUGUGAAGUGGGAAUCGCGGUGUUCUCGCCGCGGUAUUGUGAGUCAUAUUUUUGCCUGCACGAACUUGCCCUGAUGGUGGAGAAGAAGAAGAAGAUCAUCCCCAUUUUCGUCGAUGUACGGCCCUCUCAGCUUCGUAUAGAAUACAACCAAAGCUGCCCCGAUAAAGAGUUGCAGAGAUUCAACUCCGCACUCGGUGAAGCCAAAUACACCGUCGGCCUCACUUUCAACUCCCUGACGGGGGAUUGGUCGGAGCUGCUGAGGAAAGCUUCAAACGCCGUCAUUGAUAAUCUGAUCGGCGGUGAAGCGGGAGAGAUGCCAGAUAAUUAG
Momordica charantia (bitter melon) is the source of this 444-nucleotide messenger RNA. The record is from RefSeq and is a predicted model, not a curated record. Lineage: Eukaryota; Viridiplantae; Streptophyta; Magnoliopsida; Cucurbitales; Cucurbitaceae.